AUGGGUCCUGAAAGGACGAAAUUCUGCGAUCUAUGCCAGCAGGACCUCAAGCCAUGCGGUUGGACCACCCAUCACAAGGCCUAUGAGAAGAAGGCCGAGAAACAGCACCAGAAUCAAAUCAUGGUGGAAUCCAUUCAAAGGCAAAAUUCAGGUGCAGCAGCAGGAGAGUGUGAAGCCUGGAAUGAGAUAGACAAUGACACGGGGCACAUUGAUUUUCCUGACGCAGAUGUCCCUGAGCAUGUGGAACCCACUUUCGAGGUUGACAACAUCAUGUGCGAAUACCAUCCAAGCAGGGUUGUUUCCAUCUUUCUUUUUAAUGUUCAGCUUCUGAUGAUCCUUAAGUUGUUUACUAAAGACGUGAUCUCGGCACCAUAUGAUGGUAUGAUACAAGAGUUUGAUUUGCAUUAUCAGAAUCUCUGGGAGUGGGCUAUCGACCUCCUUCAUGAUCCUUGGCUCUUUCUGCACAUGGUAUUUGAUGUGCAACAAUGCUCAAAGUUCAAUGGCAAGGAAUUCAUAAAUUUUGUAGAUGAAUCAUACACUGCUGAAGCUUUUUGGAAUAUUCAAUCUCAGCUACCAGAUGGUGCCAAGCUGCUAGCUUUCAUUCUCUAUGCUGAUAAGACUAAGUUGUCCUCAUUCGGCACCGCAAGAGGUUACCCUGUUGUUGCUCGUCUCGCAAAUCUGCCUACCAAAAUUUGCAAUAGUCAGGGUAUAGGUGGUGGCUAUGUCGUCGGAUGGCUUCCAAUUGAAGAGAAAGACCAUGCUGGUAAACCAAGCUGGGUCAAUUUCAAGAAUGCAGUUUGGCAUGAAGCAUUCUUGAAGAUUCUCUCUCUAACAUCACAGAACAUCUUGAAGGUUGCACGGGACAAGGAGACCACUGAAGAGAGAGAGAACAUGCUCAAACAAUAUGGACUUUGUGAUGUCUCAAAUGCCUUUUGGACUGUCAUGUUCAUGCUCCAUUUUAACAGGGGCCUGUACUGCGAUCAUCUGUGGGCCGAACUGCAAAAAAUAAUCACUGGUUUGGGGAGAGCAAGUGUAGCUAAGAUAGACAACAAUUACAAGGCAUUUCCAUGGUGGCGAAAUCUGAAGCAUUUAGCGCAAGUUAUGAGCAUUUCAUUCAGUGAUAGUAGCGUGUAUGAAGAUAUUUCCCAGAUGGUGAUAUAUGCUGCACAUACCAUCAUCACUGAGGAUGAGUGCCAACACGCUGUGAAAGUGUUCUCAAUGUAUCUACAGCAAUAUAUAACAAAAAUGGCCGACAACAGUGACAAGAACUGGAACUUUCCAAAAUUGCACAUGAGUGUGCAUAUCUUCGAUGAUAUUGAAGCCAAAGGAGCAACCCACAACUACAACACAAAGCCGAAUGAGAAGAUGCAUGGGUCACUGAAAGACUCAUAUUUGAUGCACACCAACUUCAGGGAUGUCGCACCACAGUUACAAGACAUCGAAGAUGCACUGGACGAAGACAAUUUUGUGGUGGAUGAUUUGGUUGUUUUGAACGACUCCCCUCAUGUAAAGCUUGGGUCCAGACAAGCUCCACAGACCUUUGAAUCUGCUGAGAACACUCACAAGGAUGAUGGCGCAUUUACUAACUUUCAUAUCAAGCUCAAUGACUUUUUGACUAACUUUUUAUUAGUGAUUCAAGUCCCUCUAUCAGGUGGAAAGUGGGUCCAACUCAAAGCAAGCAAUAAGAUGACCGACAACAUCAUAUUUGGUCACCUGCUCUUCGUUUUUGAAUGCACAGUGGAGGAUACAGUCUUUUCUCUCACUCUUAUUCACUCAUUUGAUGCUCCCACUGUACAGUCUGUCCUGCAUUUAUUUAAGUACACAAAGCAUUCAAGUUGGAUCAUAGCCAACUGGCCUAUCCAAACAUCAUUGGGAUUCAAGUUCAUGACCAACUAUCCUAUCCGAACAUCAUCAGGAUUCAAGUUGGGUUGUGGCCAACUAGCCUAUCCAAACAUCAUCAGGAUUCAAGUUGGAUCAUGGCCAACUGGCCUAUCUGAACAUCAUUGGGAUUCAAUUUCAUGGCCAACUGGCCUAUCUGAACAUUAUCAGCAUUCAAGUUCAGACAUGUCCGACCAGCGUUCAACCUUCCAUGAACCGACAAAGAGUCUAUCAUCCUGGGGAAUUCUCAAUUAUACAAGGGUGUUGGACAGUAAUUCAGAUGACAACUUUGAUGAGGGCGACAUUGAUGAAGUCACGAUUCCAGGGCCCAAUGCUUCCAAGGGAGAAAUCAUGGAGGCACUCAAAGUCCUGCAACUUCAAGUUCAGCAUUUGCACGAAGAAAAUUGUGCCCUUAAAGAGAACAACAAGGUCCUCCUUGCUGAGAAGCCCAAACAGAAGCAGCAUGUAGAAGCACCUGACGAACUUGUUGCUCAUGAGCAGACCAUCUCACUUGUAUACUUCAAGGACCUCGUCAAUAAGUGCAUCAGUGAUGCUUGUUCUAACAAGAUCAAAAAAUUAUGUGGUGUCAUGGGAGAUAUAUUUGACCUUCCAGCGAAAUACUUUGCCAAUCCCAGUCACAACAGAGCCAGCAUCAUCAAAAUCCAAAAGAUGCUUGGAGUGUCUGGCAAGAUGCAGACUUAUAAAAUAUUUCUGCAUCUCUUGUUCCCAGGUCUGCAAGAAGACGCGACCCUGAAGACUGUUUUCGGCAAUUGGAUACUUUUUGCUAAGAUUCUGAGAGCCUUGCUACAUGGCGUCACCUUGCUUCAUCAAGAACCUUGUGGUGGAUUGAAGACUAAUGCUCAGAAGUGGAACUUUCAACAAGUCACGCCAGGGUCUAUCACCUGGGCAGCAGUUAUGGCAAUCUUUCUACUCUCACCUGACACGGAGUUUCUGGGUUCAAGAGUGGGGAAAUUGUCAACCAUUAACUACAGAGACCUGUUCUUUCAAUACAAGAAGCUGCUUGUUAUGAAGUGGGACAUGAGACACAUCAAGAACAUUGUGACCAGUAUCGACAACCACAUUUUUGGCACUGCAAAAUUGUCUACCUUUCAUCUCGCCGACAGCAAAGCAGACGAGGCUCCACUGGCCUCAUCAGCAAUCUCAGCAGUCUCAUCAGCAGCACCUGACAGUCAAAUCAUCAUCCAGCAUGAAGAACAAGGAUCAGUAUCUCAAGCUGCUGCUUGUACUAAUGUCGAAGUGGUAGCUGGCAAUGUAGAUGACUUAGAAGCCUGUGAUAUCGGUUCAGAUAUAGGCAGGGGUCAAGGGAAGGCAAAGAGGGGGAAGAGGCCAAUAGCUGAGGGCGCUCAUCAUGGUCGUUCCUGUAAAAUGUAG
Messenger RNA from Suillus fuscotomentosus, 3270 nucleotides. RefSeq lists its product as uncharacterized. Lineage: Eukaryota; Fungi; Basidiomycota; Agaricomycetes; Boletales; Suillaceae. The record is from RefSeq and is a predicted model, not a curated record. The transcript is spliced from 26 exons. The coding region runs from base 1 to 3270 and encodes 1089 amino acids.